This is a messenger RNA of Fulvia fulva, 600 nucleotides long. RefSeq lists its product as uncharacterized. Bases 1 to 600 code for a protein of 199 amino acids. The record is from RefSeq and is a predicted model, not a curated record. NCBI's taxonomy places the organism in Eukaryota, Fungi, Ascomycota, Dothideomycetes, Mycosphaerellales, Mycosphaerellaceae. The transcript has a single exon.
AUGCAUAGUCAGCGAAGGGAGUCGCCAACACGAACAUUUUCGCCCGUCCUGGGUGCCAUGCAACAUUGCACUUUGGAAUGUGCCAGCCCGAGCAUCCUUGCGCAAACUAUCGACACCAAGCUAAACCUUACAUUCCCAAAGUACAGCAAGCCAUUCGAUGUCACUUCGCGCUUAAGGCUAUUUUUCGAGAAGCCGAUCAUCUUUCAUGGGUUCACUGUGGCAUCUGCAGUACAUCGUGACAUUCUCCGGAACGAGCCUGCACUUUCGCGCGACCAAGAGAUCAUCGUCCAUCACAGUAAGCUGCUGCGCUUGCUGCACGACCUUUUGAACAAUCUAGACGAUGCCGAUAUCGAGCUCGCUGUUCUGGCGAUCCUCCUCCUAACCCUUGCAGAUCUCGAUUGCUUCCAGCUCGGUCGUGACUCCAUAAUCCCGUUCAUACCGCAUAUGGCCUCAGCAAACUGGAUCAACGUAUUUGGCAGAGUUAUGAGUCUGGAUAACUCGCGCUUCAACGAGCAUGUACGCGCCAUGGAGACGCUAUCGAUGCGUCGCGGCGGCAUACAACAGCUACAGCUCCCAGGUCUUGGUGUGCAAGUCGCAUAG